Vicia faba (fava bean) is the source of this 4029-nucleotide messenger RNA. Lineage: Eukaryota; Viridiplantae; Streptophyta; Magnoliopsida; Fabales; Fabaceae. The record is from the annotation of a GenBank genome assembly.
AUGGAGUGUUGCUUAACUGAAUCGGGGAAGAUAUGUAUGGAGAAAUUGAUAGAUAAGGCAAUAGCAGAACUACGUCAUGUAUUUUGCUUCACAAGCACAGCUAAUGAAUUCAAAGAAAAAAAGACUUGGCUGGAAGAAGAAAUAAAAACAAUGGAGCAACCUGCUAAAGUGGCAGCAGGAAAUGAUAAAGAUAUUGAAGCUGAUUAUCAUUUAUGGAAAGAGAAAGCGGAAAAGCUCGUUCAAGAGGACAUCCUAACAAAACAAAAAUGCUUUUUUGGAUUAUGUCCUAAUUGCAUAUGGCGAUAUAAAAAGGGAAAGGAGUUGGCAAAUAACAUACAAGACAUUAAACAAUUAACAGAAAAGAGAGGGACAUUUGAAAAUAUUGAAAUCUCUCGCCGUCUUCCGGAUGUUGAACGUUACUCAUCUAAAGAUUACAUUUCUUUUCCAAGUAGAGAUUCAAAAUACAAAGAGCUACUGGAUGCAUUAAAAAAUGACAACAAUUAUAUGAUCGUAUUGCAAGGGAUGGGGGGCACCGGAAAAACUACAUUGGCCAAAGAAGUGGGUAAAGAACUAAAGAAGUCUGAACAAUUCGCUCAUGUAAUCGAUACAACAGUCUCAUUUACUCCUGAUACAAAAAAAAUUCAAGAUGAUAUUGCUGGAUCUUUAGGAUUGGAAUGGGACGACUGUAAUGACUCAGACCGACCAAAAAAACUAUGGAGCAGAUUAACAACCGAUGAAAAAGUUCUUCUAAUAAUGGAUGAUGUGUGGGAUCAAGGCUCACCUCUUGAUUUUGAUCUAAUAGGAAUUCCAAAACAAGACAAUCACAAAGGUUGCAGAGUUCUUAUAACUACACGAAGUAAACAAAUAUUCAAUAUAAUGGGUUGUGAUAAGAUGAUUGAAUUGGAUAUCUUACCUGAAGAAGAAGCAUGGACCAUGUUCAAAAUGUAUGCAUGUAUAAUCGAUAAUUCUUCCAUAAGUUUGAUCGCCACGGGACGUGAAAUUGCUAAGGAGUGCAAACAAUUACCGGUUGCAAUUGCAGUUAUCGCCAGAAGUUUAAAGGGCCAACAAGAUCGUAAGCACAAGUGGGAUACUACCUUAAAAUUAUUGAAGGAAACUGUGUCCAUGGACAAUGUUGAUGAAGAAAAGGUUGGAAUUUAUAAAUGUUUGAAGUCUAGCUAUGAUGGUAUGAAGUAUGAAAAAGCCAAGGGAUUGUUUCUAUUAUCUUCAGUAUUCCCAGAAGAUAAAGAAAUCCCUAUUGAAAUUCUAACUAGACUUGGCAUUGGAACGGGCCUUUUUGGGAAGAAUUAUGGCAACUACAAUGAUGCUCAAAACCAAGAUGAUGCUGCCGCGUGGUGGAUUGAUUCUGGUGCCACAACACAUGUUUGCAAGGAUCGUUUCUGGUUCAAGACUCUUGUUCCAGUGGAAGAUGGUUCUGUCCUCUACAUGGGAGAUGAUCACUUCGCUCCCGUUGAAGGCAAAGGAAACGUGGUGCUAGAAUUCAGUUCUGGAAAGACUAUUACUUUGUUUAAUGUAUUGUAUGUUCCUAAAUUACGUAAGAAUUUAAUUUCUGGUCCUGUAUUAAACAAGCUUGGAUACAAGCAAGUGUGUGAAUCCGAUAAAUAUGUAUUAUCGAAGUCUGGUGUGUUUGUAGGAUUUGGAUAUUAUAAUAAUGAUAUGUUUAUGAUGAAUUUGAAUGGAGUUCCUAAUGAAUCUGGUUCUGUUUUUAUGUCCUCGUCAAAUGUUAUUAAUUUUUCGUUAUGGCAUGCUCGUCUAGGACAUGUACACUAUAAAAGAAUGCAUGAAAUGUCUAAAAAUGAUUUAAUUCCUAAUUUUAAUGGAAAUGUAGAAAAGUGUAAAACUUCGGCUCAAUGGAUAGCAUACAAAGAGAUUCGACAUGUUAAUUUAUCGAACAAAGAUGAAAAAUCAUCUGCUCAAAAGGAAAAAAAUAUGAAAUAUUUAUUUUGUGAAGGGAAGGACAUGGAUUUGUUUUCCUUGAAGUAUGAUGGUUCCAAGCUUGAGACUCUAAUUCUCGAUGUCGAAAUGGAUGAAGACCGUAAAUAUAUGGAAGCCCCAAAUUCUUUCUUUGAUAAUAUUGACCAUCUUCAAGUUUUGUACAUUUUAGGUCAUGACAAUCGAACCCUAUCAUUACCAUAUUCAAUUAGCUCAUUGGCAAAUAUCGUAUCUAUAUUGGUUGAUGGAGUUGAUUUAGGUGACAUCUCUAUUUUUGCAAAUCUGCAAAGUCUUGAGACUCUUGAUUUGGUUAAAUGCAAAAUCAAUGAAUUGCCUCGUGAAAUUGCAAAAUUGGGGAAACUUAAAUUGUUAAACUUGGAAAGGUGUGAAAUUACAAGGAAUGAUCCAUUUGAGGUUAUUGGAAGAUGCUCAACACUUGAAGAGUUGUACUUGAUAGAUAGUUUUAAUGAUUUUUGUCGAGAAAUAACCUUACCUGAGUUGAAAAUGUAUCAUAUCCAGAAAGGGCGGAGAAAGCUUCUUAACUCACUAUCAAAAUAUGUGUCUUUUGAUGCAGGUCGUGGUGAAUGUUUUUUUUCAAAAGACACAUUCAAGUAUUGCAUGCAUACAACAGAGGGUCUUGACUUAAAUGGAAUUAAGGAGGGAUGGAGAAAUCUCAUGCCUGAGAUUGUUCCUAUAGAUUCAGGUAUGAAAGAUCUUGUUGAGCUGCGUUUGAGUUCUAUCUCACAGUUACAGUGUCUCAUUGACUCUGUUGGUUCUCAAGUACCAAACAUAUUUCCCAAUUUGGUUGUACUAAAAGUGAGCACAAUGGAAAAUUUGGUAGAAUUGUUCAAUGGCUCCCUUUCUUUUGACUCUUUGAAAAAUUUAGAGAAGUUGUCGAUAAAGAAGUGUAAAAUGUUUCAAAGAUUGUUUAAUUGCAAGCUAAAUCUCUACAAUCUAAAGACCGUGACACUUUGUGAUUGCCCAAUGUUGGUAAACCUCUCUUCACUGUUAACUUCUCGGAACCUGAUGCUGCUAGAGAAAUUGAAAAUAGUUGAUUGUGAAGGAUUGACAAACAUAAUAAUAGAGGAGGGAUCAAAAGAACAUGAUAAUGGUAAGAAGAGUUCUGUCUCAAUGUUUCCAAAACUAAAAGUUGUUGAAAUUGAAGGAUGUCAGCUAUUAGAAUCAAUACUUCCCUUCCUCUCCUCUCAAGACCUUCCAAUACUUGAAGCUCUAAGAAUAAGAAGAUGUCAUAAGCUGGAAUAUAUAUUUGGCCAGUAUGUUGAACUGAGUUCACUCAAAGAAAUAGAUCUUUGUGAAUUACCAAAUUUUAUGGCCAUUUUUCCGAAAUCUUCCACUUCAAGAGAUGGUUUCAAGGAACAAACACAUGUGGACCCAGUCAAAUGCAACCUCUUCUCAUGGAGUUGUAAAUGUUGGCAUAUGUCAACUACUAAAGUCCCAUCGGUUCAUGAGGAUUCACUGCAGAAGAACUCAACACCAUCAGUAUCAAAUUCACAAUGUCUACAGCUAUGGGAACGUGCUCAAUGCCUUCCAGUACAAUCACACAUCAUGUGCAAUAUAAAAGAGAUUAAGCUAUCUGGUUUUUUGAAGAUAAAAUCUUUGUUUAUCUUUUCUAUUACUCCAGUAAUGUUGGUGGAAACUUUGACAAUUUCGAAAUGUGAUGAAUUGGAGUACAUAAUAGCAGACAUUGGAGAUGAUGAAAGAGGUGGCAAUAAUUGGGGAAAUGCCUUCCCAAAAUUGAAACAGCUUUACGUAUAUGAUUGCAUGCAAUUGAAAUACCUAUUUGGGCACUACACUAACGACCAUCCAAACCUUCAUCUUCCAGCAUUACAGUAUCUCAAACUUCGCAAUCUGCCAAGUUUAGUUGCCAUAUGUCCCAAACAAUAUUGCACACCAUUUCCACCCUUGGAACAACUUGACAUCUCAGAAUGCUGCCAGGUUGCUAUCAAAUCUAUUGGUGAAUUCAUUAUUAAUCAUUCAGAUUCAAAAUCUCUUGACAAUACAAUCAUCAAGGUAUCCCUUUUUCCAUAUAUCUUUCUUGUUUGCCAAAUUAUUCAAUGA